Molecule: messenger RNA, 915 nt
Organism: Lachancea fermentati
Lineage: Eukaryota; Fungi; Ascomycota; Saccharomycetes; Saccharomycetales; Saccharomycetaceae
Source: the annotation of a GenBank genome assembly
AUGAACAUCUCCCCCACGCCCAGGCGCUACAACUCCAGGGGCCACGACUACGGCUCCCGCGUGGACGACGAGCCCGCAUUCCACCCCUUCAACCGCGCCCCGCCCGCCCCGUCCGCCGACCGCAUCGUCCCCGAAGAGUACCGCGUCAACUCGCAAAUGAUCAACAAGCUCAUCAAGCAGAACAAACAGCUCACGGCCCAGCUCGAACACAAACAGGACGAGAUAGACCGUCUCAACGUGCUCGUCGGCUCGCUCCGCGGCAAGCUCAUCAAGUACACAGAGCUCAACAAGAAACUGUCCAGCGCGCCCGCCGCGUCGCCCGCGUCCUCGUCGUCGCCCGCCGCGUCCCCCGACGUGCUACAGGUCAACAAAACACGGAGCGGCGCGGCUCGCGCCGCCCCCGCCCUCGAGGACCGCGUCUCAGACAUAUACACCAAGCUCGACGCGCUGACGCGGCUCGUGGCGGGCGAGCGCGCUCCCGAUGACCCGCCCCGCGUGCGCACGCCGCAUCUGCGCUCCGCGUCCGAGGACGACAUCCUCACCCAGGAGAGCGCAGAGCUAAAGCAACUCGAAGACCAGAUCGACCUCCUCAAGCGCAAACUGCUCAUCAAGCGCGAAAACGAGCUUCGCAAGCUCUCCCUCAACAAGGAAUUGCUCGAUCUCAUGGAAAAACUAGACGUCUCGGGCUCAUCUUCCUCGCCACAGCCUCCUCCGCCCGCGGCCCCCGCCCCCGCGCCCGUACCCGCGCCCAAUUCCCAUCUACAGGCCUCCCCCCACUGCACUCAGUGCCAUAACGCCGCGGCCCCUGCACCUGCUUCGACCCGCCCCGCGCCCUCGUACAUGUCCAUGGCCCAGGCUCUCGAAACCCCCUCGCCUGCCCCCAAAAACGUAAGGCCCACAGACACUUUGUGGUAG